Molecule: messenger RNA, 852 nt
Organism: Stylophora pistillata
Lineage: Eukaryota; Metazoa; Cnidaria; Anthozoa; Scleractinia; Pocilloporidae
Product: hemicentin-1-like
Biological process (GO): cell-cell adhesion
Cellular component (GO): plasma membrane; cell-cell junction
Molecular function (GO): cell adhesion molecule binding
Source: RefSeq, a predicted model, not a curated record
AUGGCGGAGAACGAUGAGAGAGAACCCGAUAUUCCGGCUGUUUUUUAUGACUCAGGGGAUGAAGGAAGCUUUAAUGGGUUUGAGCUUAGACGUAGUAAUAAUGAUAGUGAUAGUGAUGUAGAUCUUGAAGGUUUGGAGGACGACAGUGGCGGCCCUGCACCUGGAGAGUUUGUAGAUGAUGAUUUAUGUGAUUUGAUUGUCGAAGAAACCAACCGCAACGCUCGCCAAACACUUUCAAAUUCAUCCGAGCUUUGCAGAUCAUAUGUUCCAACAGUAAAGCUUUCCUUAAAUGUCUAUUCACAUUUUUAUCUUGCAGUCAAGCCUGCACACAAAUUAAACAGUUUGAGCAGUAAUCAAACAGUCCUGCAAGGCAAUGAUGCCACAUUUAAUUGCCUGACAGAAGCCUUUCCUACAGCAACCACAUACAGAUGGUUUAAGGAUGGCAAUCGGAUAACCAAUUCUGCAAAUUUUGAAAUUUUCGAUGCUGGUGGUGUUGAAGAAAGUAGACUGACCAUCAAGAAGGCUCAGAAGGGAACUGCUGGACAAUACUCAUGUGAUGGCACAAAUGGAGUUGGAACUGGAGAGAGAAAGACUGCUUUCCUAUUGGUCAAUUAUAAACCUCGGCUAGUCACUGUGACUCCAGACCCAGCCGAUGUGGAGCUUGGACAAAGCAUAACACUCACAUGUGAGGCUGAUGGAUUUCCAAAACCCUCCUACUCCUGGAAGUUUAAUGGAGCAGCAAUUGGAGACCGGCGAAACACUUUGCAACUUGCAAGUGCACAAGUAUUGAAUACAGGGAACUAUACAUGUAUGGCAAGAAAUAGCUUUGGUAGUGCUGAGGAAACAAGAAUG